Haemonchus placei is the source of this 660-nucleotide messenger RNA. The record is from the annotation of a GenBank genome assembly. Lineage: Eukaryota; Metazoa; Nematoda; Chromadorea; Rhabditida; Trichostrongylidae.
AUGAGGAUAUUGGUUUCGUUCUCUAUAUUUGCUGUAGUGGUUUUCGCUACUGAGGAACUGGCGACCUCUGAACGAACCGCCUUUACUGUCGAAGGAAAUGUCAUAUUCCCUUCAUCAGCUACGAUGGGUCGCAAAUGGGCUGCCAACUCUCGAGUGCUUUUGAAUCAUGGCGAAUACAUUGGAUUUGUUCGUGAGGAUGGGUCGUUUGUGGUUGACAAUGUCCCAAGCGGCAGUUACGUUGUUCAGGUAGAGAACGUGGAUUUCGUAUUCGAGCCUAUUCGUGUGGAUAUUACUGCAAAAGGCAAAAUUCGAGCGAGGAAGCUGACUUUACUGCAGCCAAAUGUAGUUAAUCAGUUACCCUACCCGUUGAAGUUGAGCUCCCGGGAAGCCACACGGUAUUUCCGUAAACGAGAGGAAUGGCGAAUUACUGAUAUGCUCAUGAACCCUAUGGUGCUUAUGCUGGUUGUGCCGCUCGUGAUCAUGCUCAUCAUUCCAAAAAUGACCGCAAAUGAUCCUCAACUACAAAAGGAAAUGGCUGAAAUGCAGCUUCCAAAGAUGGAUAUGCCUGACGUCAGCGAGAUGAUGGCAAACCUCUUCGGUGGUGGUGCACCGAAGCCAAAGAAAAAAGCAAUUGCUGGAGGGCAGCAGAAGAAAAAGUGA